Molecule: messenger RNA, 2049 nt
Organism: Polypterus senegalus (gray bichir)
Lineage: Eukaryota; Metazoa; Chordata; Cladistia; Polypteriformes; Polypteridae
Gene: thtpa
Product: thiamine triphosphatase
Exons: 4
Coding region: 475-1188 (237 amino acids)
Biological process (GO): dephosphorylation; thiamine metabolic process; thiamine diphosphate metabolic process
Molecular function (GO): magnesium ion binding; thiamine triphosphate phosphatase activity
Source: RefSeq, a predicted model, not a curated record
AACAACAACAGAGCAUCGUGCCAUAUCCGAGCCGAGAAGCAGUGACUGGUGCCGUUUGCGGCAGCCUAACAAUUGGGCUUCUACGACAUAAAUAGACAUCGUCGUAUUAAAUUUGUGCUUGGCAUUCUGUUAAAUAAGAGAAUCCGAUUUUCAGAGUUAUUUAAUGACACCUUUUAAAAUAUCAUGCCGUUUGUUACGUUACAACAUCGUAGUGUGUGCGUGUUUGGAGCUUCGUGCAAUGCGCUGUGCCGAGGACUGCACUUUCGCUUUUGCCGCUUUGUACCCUACUGUGCCCAGGCUAACCAUAUCCGACGCAUCGCUGUUGCAACCUGCUCGAUCGCUUGGACCCGUCUCCUUGUUUUUACGGAGUGCUGCACCUUUCCUUAUCUGUUUUAGGCUGCUUUAAAAUAAUGCCAGCUACCCUGCUCGAUUACAGAGGUUAACUUCUGUGGAAGAGGCUUGCAACUUGUGAGGAUGAGUUUGGAAGUUGAAAAAAAGUUUGUGUUCAAUGCAGACACUGAAGAAAACCUCAGAAAAUUAGGAGCCGCUUUUCUUGGGGAGCAAUUGUUCAAGGACCGUUAUUUUGACACAGAAGACUUUUCUCUCACCCUCAAGGAUGUAUGGCUUCGCCGUAGGGGGGAUAACUUUGAAUUAAAGUGUCCAGUGGGAAGGGACAAGCAAAACAAAACGGACACAUGCACUCGCUAUAGGGAAUUGACCGCGCUUCCGCUAAUUCAGGCUCAUAUUCAGCAGCUGCUUGAGCCAAAUGGUAUUAAAAAGGAAGGCACUGGUCACAUGCAUGCUGUGGACAGGACGUUGGAGAAGAACAAUUGUGGUCUGACUAAGGGACAGGCAGAAGAAGGAACUAGCGGCUCUUGGCUUAAUGAGUUUGGCCUGGUGGAAUUUGCAGUCUUCUCUACUGUACGUCGCACUUUCACUCUACCUGACACUGAGAGCAUCCAUAUAGACUUGGAUUAUGCAGACUUCGGGUUCCUAGUAGGUGAACUGGAAGUGCUGGUGAAAACAGAGGAGCAGAUUCCAGAGGCAUUGACCACAAUUAAGGAACUGGCUGAGAAACUGGGUGUGAGCAACUCUGAAAGGGUUCCUGGGAAAAUGGACGCUUACCUGCAGCGGUUCUGUCCAGACCAUUACCAGAGACUUCUUGAAGCACAUGUUCUCCACAGAUAAAGAAGUGACGGUCUGCUGUUCACCAUCCCAUACCCUUCAUAAACCUGUGAUGAUUUUUUUUUCUUACAAAGAUUAAAUUCUUAAGCAUUGGAAAAUUUGACCGAUUAUUAUUUUGAAAGAAUGCAUGUAAACAGUUAAUAAAAUCAUCCAUAACAAGAGUAUGUGCAUGAAUUCUGUGCAUUUGUCAAACACUUAAUAUUAGGGAGGAAAAAAAUACACAUUUGAGGCAGAAGAAAACUCUAGAACAGUUGUCCUCAAAUUGCAUUUUUUUGCCAGCAAAUCAUAUGCAGAAAUCUACAUCUGCUUUUAUUUGGACUCUAGUCAUACUUAAUUAUUCAUUCAUUUUUCAAAGCUGACUGAUUCGAGUACAGGAUCACUGAGUGUCAGCAACAGGCGCAAGGCAAACCCCAUCCAGUGACCCCUGACCCUCUGAACAGCUCACGUCCACUGAUGUUUAAGCACAUCUUCAUAAGAUCAUCCGGGCUGCUUGAGCCGUUUAUCCCGCUGCUUUCCUCUGCACAUCCCCAGGCUGCUUCAUCCUCCGUGUUUUAGUUAUGAUGCCCAUUAAUCAUUUAUUCCUAAAGCUAAACAGGACUACUGAGCUUUGUGUGGUGUUUGAAGUUCUGUCUUCUGUUGUCUGUUAACUUUGUACGUUUUUGGGAAAACCCUACAUUUAUUAAAUGUAUGUGUACUGAUUUACAUUUUAAUGUGCCACCUAAACAAUGAUAAUGAUCACCUUACUGAUGGUUUGGAUGGGGUCUGUUCGUCUUUUGAGAACUGUGCUCACGACACUGACGUCAGCUCUUCACAAUACAGCAAUACAGCAUUUGAUCAUUAAAUGAAUAAACAGUAAACCUUGAA